Ceratitis capitata (Mediterranean fruit fly) is the source of this 1275-nucleotide messenger RNA. Its product is annotated as probable serine hydrolase. The coding region runs from base 215 to 1219 and encodes 334 amino acids. Lineage: Eukaryota; Metazoa; Arthropoda; Insecta; Diptera; Tephritidae. The transcript has 2 exons. The record is from RefSeq and is a predicted model, not a curated record.
ACGAUCCAGUAAAAUUAGUUAAAAAUUGUUUUUGCCCAUAUAGUUAACAAACCAAACUAUUACUUAUCCAACCUUUAAUUACUUUCAAUUAAAUUUAUAAACAGGUACUGUCCCACAGUGCAAAAUAUUUGUGUUAACCCAUCUCUAAUAAACAAGCUCAAUUUCAUAAUAAGUAUUUUGAUGUUUGCCAAUUAACAAAAACAUCUGUAUAAAAAUGCAUGUGGUAACUAACCUUUGCCGACAAAAAAUUCAUUUUGCAAAGAAAUUAUUUUCAAGAAGAUGUACUUCAGGUUUUUCACAGAAAGAUGAAAGUUACGUCACAAGACAUUUUGAAGAAAUAUCUAUUUCAGUGCCGUGGGGUCAUAUUAAUGGGAAAUGGUAUGGACCUAACAAUGUUCGCCCUAUACUUGGAUUGCACGGGUGGCAAGACAAUGCAGGAACUUUCGACACCUUAGCACCAUUGUUACCUCAGCACGUCGGUUUUCUUGCUUUGGAUUUACCCGGUCACGGUCGGUCUUCCUGGUUACCUUCUGGUAUGUCUUACCACUCUAUUGAUUUGGUUUCAACACUCUUACGAAUCAUGGACUUUUUUAAAUGGGACAAAGUAUCGAUGAUUUGCCACUCCAUGAGUUCAGUAAAUGGUUUUGUUUUUAGUGCAUUUUACCCUGAAAAGGUUGAUAUGAUGGUUGGUUUGGAUGUUCUAAAGCCCCUAUCGCGUAACAGUGUUAAAAUUGUUGACAAUUAUAAAGAAUGUUUGAUAAAAACCAUAGCGUAUGAAAAACGACAUAGCAAAUCGGAACCCCCAUGCUACGAAUGGGAUAAAUUGGUGGACCGCUUACACUAUGGUUCAAACAAAUCUGUAAAGAAAGAGUCGUGCAAAUACUUGCUGAACAGAGCAAUACAGCCCUGUAAAAGUGAUCCAAAGAAAUAUUAUUUUGCACGCGAUAGCCGCUUAAAGCAGUCGAUGUAUUAUGGCUUUAGUAAAGGAGUGGCUUUAGAAAUGGCGCAACGAAUUAGCUCACCCUAUAUGUUCAUUAAAGCAUCCCAAGGUCCUUACUAUGAAGAACGAAAGUAUUUUGAUGAAGCAUUGGACAUAAUGAAACGAAAUCCUCUUUUUGAAUAUUAUGAAGUAGAGGGGUCACAUCAUGUUCAUUUAAACAAUCCGGAAACAGUGUCUCCGAUAAUUAAUUCCUUCAUUAACAAAUGGCGUCCUCUUUAAAUACAAUAACUUUAAUUAAUUUAAUUUAAUUUUUUUUUUAAAUGGCGUCUUGACCA